GUGAUGGCAUUUUCGAUAAAGAAACGCACCAACACACGGUUAAAUGAGAUUGAGAAGAUCCAACAGCCGGUAGAAUAUGUCCCAAAUUGCUAUGGCGAUCGAUUCAUACCGCGCCGCUACGCUCUAUCCCGACCGAGCCGUUUCAAGGCGGAAAGUAAACCUGAACGGAAAACGGAUCCAAUGGUGAUGAAGGAGAUGCCCGGCUACUGGCGUACCCAUCACUAUUCGUCCGUGCUGAAGAAAGCUUUCGGGCUGGUCUCGACAAGCGAUAAGAUUUUGUCGUUCAAGGAUACAACUACCAAAUGUACCCUGGAAUGGGUCGUUCGUCCGAUCUACAGCAAUCUCCAGAAGUUGGACUGGAGCUGCCGUCCGCGUACCAAACCGAUCGGAUUCAUCGAGGCCGUACACGAUCUGCCCAACAUCAAGACGUACUAUCAUAAAAUCAUUGACUGGUCGGUUGCCGGCCAGAUAGCAGCAAUUUUCAGCAAGAAGCUCGUAAUCUGGACACCGAACACGGAUGUGAUUAUUGGGCUGCGCGCCCAGUACACGACCUCUAUAGCGUUCAAUCCAGCCGGCGAUCAGCUGGCAAUGGCAAUUUUUAUGAUGAACCGGCCCUGGCUGGACAUUCUGGACGUUGGCAGCAAUCCUAUCGAGCAUCACGGUGCACUGAAAAUGCUCGACCCAUUGGAACACCCGGUCAGCUGCCUUACCUGGGACGGUAGCGGUCAGUAUGUGGUAUGCGGGUUCGGUAACGGGCAGAUUUCGAUCGUAUGCGUGCACCCCAGAUGUAGCAAGAGCGUGUGCGACAACAAGUACUGCGCUCACAAGGCUUCGAUCAUCUCGAUCAAGUUCUCCUGCGGGUCCAAGUAUAUGGCCACCGCGGACGAGCUGGGUCAGGUGUACAUCUGGUACUGGAACGGUGGUCACCUGACGCCGAUUACGCGCUGGGCGAGCGCAAUGUGUGCCUUCUUCGACUGGCAUCCGUGGCGUGAGGAUGAGAUUGUUAUCGCCGACAGCGAACCGAUCAUGAUCGCACUGUACCACGUUCCGAGCCGCCAGGUGGUGUCGUACUAUCGACGCCAGGACAGCGAUUGUAUCGUGACGACGCUUUCGUUCAAUAAGAUUUCCGGCGAGCUGGUCGUGUGCUACUCCUUCACGGAUGCAAACAAACCGCCUGAAAUACUGGUGCUGGCCUCGAUGGACCGUGUGGUGGAUGUGAUGCGCAAUCACGAUGACGUCAUCGUACAUCUGCUGUGGAGUCCGGAUGGAAAACAGCUUGCGAGUGUAGGAUAUGAUGAAACGCUCACGAUUUGGAACUUCUUCGGCAUCUCACCAACGAACAAGUGCAAAAGGAAGAAACUGCAAUGUGAAUCGACGGCCAGUAGCAGUAGGCCACGGGGUGGUGAGUCCGUCGUCGGUGGGCUAGUGGGUGGACGGGAUGCAUCGCGCAUCCAGUGCAACCGUAACAAAGAAGCCACCUAUCGCGAUCUGGCCUCGAGUUUUCUGUUCAAGGCAAUGCGCUGA
Molecule: messenger RNA, 1524 nt
Organism: Anopheles maculipalpis
Lineage: Eukaryota; Metazoa; Arthropoda; Insecta; Diptera; Culicidae
Product: protein cortex-like
Exons: 6
Coding region: 4-1524 (506 amino acids)
Biological process (GO): positive regulation of anaphase-promoting complex-dependent catabolic process; positive regulation of ubiquitin protein ligase activity; anaphase-promoting complex-dependent catabolic process
Cellular component (GO): anaphase-promoting complex
Molecular function (GO): protein binding; anaphase-promoting complex binding; ubiquitin ligase activator activity
Source: RefSeq, a predicted model, not a curated record